Messenger RNA from Pleuronectes platessa (European plaice), 1324 nucleotides. It is a transcript of the gene timm10, whose product is annotated as translocase of inner mitochondrial membrane 10 homolog (yeast). Gene Ontology annotation, biological process: protein insertion into mitochondrial inner membrane. The record is from RefSeq and is a predicted model, not a curated record. Gene Ontology annotation, cellular component: mitochondrial inner membrane. The transcript has 2 exons. Bases 138 to 404 code for a protein of 88 amino acids. NCBI's taxonomy places the organism in Eukaryota, Metazoa, Chordata, Actinopteri, Pleuronectiformes, Pleuronectidae.
UUUACGCUGCUGAAGGUUACAGAAGCAGCAGCAGCAGCAGCAGCCGGUAGAAGUCUCAUCGACUGUCCGCUGUGCAGGCUCGGCGGGACGGACUGAGUUUGGCUGAAGGCGGGAGUGAGCAGCGGUGAAGCGCAGACAUGGAUCCCAUGAAGGCCCAGCAGCUGGCGGCGGAGCUAGAGGUGGAGAUGAUGGCAGACAUGUACAACCGAAUGACCAACGCCUGCCACAGGAAGUGUGUACCACCACACUACAAGGAGGCGGAGCUGACAAAGGGGGAGUCGGUGUGCCUGGACCGCUGCGUGGCCAAAUACCUGGACCUCCAUGAGAAGCUGGGUCGCAAGCUGACAGACCUCUCUGUGCAGGACGAGGAACUGAUGAGGAAAGCAGCUGUCGGCAGCGGAUAGAGACAUUGAUGAAGGAAAUGACAUGUGGCAGGGGGGCGGGUUACGGGAUGGGGUUAGCAUGUCUGGUUUCUGUACAAUGAGAGACUGGUGUUUUAAUGUAAAGGGUGGAUCAACUUAAAAAACAAAACCGUUAAAUUAAUAUUGAGACAAAGUGCAGACGGGGUUAGAGGACGCACCCAGUGGAUCAACUGCAUAUCUUGAAACUGCUCAGAAGUGUCCGCCGGCGUCUUUGGACCAGUCCGAUUCGUUUGGUCCUCAAGCAGUCAUCUGCAAACUGAGGGGAGAGAAGAAAGACCUGGGACAUUUAAAGUUUAUUUGAGUCCCACUUUGUGCUUGUUUUCAGCUGCUUUGCUGUUUCUGCUGAACCUUUGUAAUACCAACAACGUAGCACUCGCAGCCAGUUUAAACGAGCACUAUUGAUCUGAAAUCAACCUUAGAUCCCAAUUCGCUCUUUGAAGAGUUUUUCUUUGUGAAAGGGCUGAAAGUAAACACAGGCCUCUUCUUAAUGUUACACCACAACUUGAUAUUCUGGUGGAGUCGUCUGUUAUGCAGACUAAGUAGUAUUUAUCCUGUUCAAAACCUUGAAAUACAGCAAAUCAAAUACAUAUACAUGGAUAAGGGCGUGCACUGUGAGCCAAAACAAGUUUUUACACACUAGAGCCUGACUGAUAAUGAUUUGGGGACUAAUGCUGAUAUUUAGAUGUGAAAACAUUUCAAAUAGAUAGCCCAUAUAUAAAAAAAAAUUGGCAAUGAUUCCUUAUAUGUUAUCAAACUCUUAUUAGAAAGAAAUUGAGUCUUGAUAUUUUACAGUUCCAACAUAAACUUCAUUAUAAUUGAUUUUGAAUAUAAAUCAAUCUCAAGUAAAUAUAUACAACUUUUCUGAAUUGUUUAUUCUGUAAAAUAAAAAGUUUUCAAAGAAA